UGCCCACUUUUGCCCUCCGCUCGCUGCCGGGGAAGACGCGUGAACUUGAACGCUGCCUUCACAGCUCGGUGUGAGUCCAGGCAGCGGACAGGCGCUCUUCUCAGCCGUUUGGGUUUCGGUCAACUUGUCGGAGAAGACGGACUUUGGUUUUGGAGGGUUUUGUUGUUUGGGACCCCGAGAACGUGCCAGAGGCUCGACGCGAUGUCCAGGCGCAAACUUGGAAGCAGACCGCAGCACCUGAGUGCAAUUCAAGGAAAUAUUUAAAGAAGGGCUCAUAUUCCUGCCAUGUUUGUGUGGACUGUUGUUGCAGUCGUGCUCAUACAGGAAGGACCGGUUUCUUUGCACGCUGUUUUCAGACUCUACAGGUCCGAACACGAUGAUUAAUAUAUCCAGAUGUCACUGAAAUGGCGAAUGGCACCACCUGCUCAGGCGACCGGCCUCCUCCUGCACCACAGGUCCGAGCUCCUGGUGAGGGUCGUGACCUCUUGACCUGUGGCCAGUGCAGCCGGGCCUUCCCCCUCGCCCACAUCCUGGCAUUCAUCCAGCACAAACAGGGGUGCUGCCGCUCCCGAAACCAAGCCCCAAAUGCCAAUGCCACGCCCCCCUCACCUGCCAACCAGGCGCAGCAGUACAUCGCCAACUCCGAGCUUGGACCGGCCUUCAUCGAGUUGAGGAGAGGGGCCAGAGCCUUGGGGGAGGAGCCCGACGUGAAAGUGAAGGCCGAGCAUGGCAAAGCAGUGACUGUGGAGCCCUCCUACUUCACCUGCCAGCAGUGUGAAGCUGUGUUUCCAUCUGCAUGGGCGCUCUUACAGCAUGCUCAGCACACCCACUCAUUCAGCAUCUACCAAGAGGAUGAGGACGAAGACACAGACAUGAGAGGAGGAGGAAGAAGAGGAGGGCUUAAAGAGCACAAGUCCACUACAGCCACUCUGGACCCUCGCCACCUGAGCCAAGCCCUUGCCUCUGCCUUUCAGCCCUCCACCCUGCGCCUCAGUCGCUCCCAUCAGACACACACCACUUCCACCUCCUCCUCCAGUAACAUGCAGGCUCUGAACUUUUCAGUGCGGCUCAGGGAGCUCGCCGAGGGGAAUAACAACCACACCAGCAGCUCCCCCGGAGGCCUGAUGCUGUCUCCGUCCUCUUCUCCACCAGCAGCUUCUCCCUUUUCUCAGACCAGUGCCCUCCAGUCUGACUUUUACUGCGAGCUGUGUGGCCAGAACUUCCAGUCCAUCCACGCCCUGUCCACCCACCGCCGGACUCACUCCUGCAACAGGCCCUAUCACUGCGGAGUGUGCGGGCAAGCCUUCGCCCAGAGUGGCCAGCUGGCCCGGCACAUAAGGGGCCAUCAGAGGGAGGCUGGAGGUGGAGGAAUUGGGUAUGAGUCGGUGGAUAUGGUUGUGAUGGAGGAGGAUGUAGGGAGGCAUGGGAUGAGAGGGGGGUUUCAAAUGCAGCCGGCUGGAAUCCUCAUGGUAAAGGGAACGGUUGGUGCAGAAGUCAGAGCCCAGGGUCGCUCCGAGUUAGACCUGACCCUGCCCAAACACCCAUCCAUAGCUUCAGGCCUGAUGCUGCUGACCUCACAGGUUAGACCACCAGACCGGGAGCUACUGAGGCUGUACCAGCGCCAGAGAGAGGGGGGAGAGCGAGGGGAAGAGGAUGCAGAGAGGCAGGGGGAGCCUCAGCACACAUCACCCUGCGCCAGCCCCUCUGAAGGCUCACUGGAGAGUGGAGAGACGGGGGGCAGUGGUGAGAGCGGCAUCGCUAGUGGCAACUGCACACCCAAACGGCCGGAGAUGGGCGAGAGAGUGCGAGGAGUCGGAGAGUGGGAGAAUGAAAGAGGGGAAAUCAUAGAGAGGGAGACAGAGUGGAGCUCAACCAAAGUCAGUGAGGUUGUGCAGGAGUGGCAGAGGGAGAAUGAGCGGAGGAGUGUAGGAGGAGGUGUCAGCGACGGAGGAAACAACAACAAUACUACUGCUGGUUCAGCUGGUAAGAAGAAGAAAGAUGAAGCUUGCGAGUACUGUGGUAAACAGUUUAGAAAUAGCAGCAACCUGACCGUGCACCGCCGCAGCCACACAGGGGAACGUCCAUACCGCUGCGGCCUCUGCAACUACGCCUGCGCUCAGAGCUCAAAAUUAACGCGCCACAUGAAGACCCACGGCGCUCAGGGAGCCAAGGCUUCCUUUUUGUGCCAGCUGUGCUCGGUACCCUUCACCGUUUACGCAACUCUGGAAAAACACCUGAAGAAAGUCCACGGCCUGAGCCACGCCAGCGUGGGAGCGUACGCACAGGCCAGCGCUGCAGACACGUUGGCUGCCAUAAAAGCUGAGGAAAAAGCAGUAGUGGUGAAAAUGGAGGAGGAUGAAGCCAGUUUGGAUCAGAUAGAAAUGGAGAGGAAAAUUCACAGUGAUGUGGUGAAAAGCAUGGAGCUGGAAGAGAGGGAGUUCCAUGCAGAGUAUGUGGAGAGCGGCCCAGUCAUAGCUGCUGAACUGCCACCUGAGAGCAAAGCGGAGUUGAACUUAGCUUUGACCUCUGCGCCAUGAAAGCUGUUCUCAUUCACUUAUUGACAUUAAAAUAGCACUGUAUAGGAUUUAAGUCGCCCAUUCAAAUACAAAUAAUUAGUCCCAUCAUUGAACGGACAGUCGAGUAAAACUGAAAUCUAGUUUAAAGAAGAAGAAGCAGCAGCAGUUCCGUCCUCUACCAGCGCCGAGGCACACAGCAGCCACAUUGUUCAUGACUGCAACGCUGCUGGUUGAAACUUAAGUGCCUCCAGUUCUUUAGACCACAGAGAGUAAACCAGGCCAUGACAUUCAACAGGGAGAUUACCAGAGCUCUUCAACAGGAAGUGAACCGCCACAGUCCACACAGACACAGGAAACCGAUCACCAUGUUGCAGCGCAGGAUGCAAAAGACGAGUGAUUUAUCUCUGGCGGGCGACUGGACAGGUGGAGACGGAUAUUAACCGUCAGAUAAUAUAGUAAAGGGAUUCUAUUGAAUAAAAAAAGCUUAGAAAUAGAACAAUAUUAAUAUAUCUUCAGCAUCAGCAGACGGAGAAAGGUCAUAUUGUGUUUUCUAGCUGUUGCUGGUUUUCUUUUGAGAAGACCUUUUAAAGACUAGAAAUGUUUAAACAGACACGAGGGUGGAAUUAAUCCAAACACUGUGCGCCUGCAGUUUCUCAGACUCCUCUUUUUAAAGGCGCUUGGUUGUCACAACACUUGUCACUUAUGUAAUGUUUACAGGGCUCCAGGAGCCUGGCAAGGUUGUGCUCCUGAAUUUGUGACAGUAUGUAUGGAUGAUUUUCUGUUUUCUAAUUUUCUAAAUGUGAAUAAGGAGACUUUAAUGUGUCAUCUCCUGAGGUUUUUUCAUGAUUCGUUUCUAUGCAUAAAAAAACCCUGUGAUUUGACCUAGAUGUGACACGGGUGUGUAUUAUUUUCUCUAUUUGUACCUAUUAUUGUGAUGGUAAUUUCUCUAUUUCAUUGUUUACAUUUGUAAAGUGCCGGACUGCUUGAAGCUCGUGCAUGUUUGGCAGCCAAUUUAAAAACAUUUUAGUUGCUUGUGUUUGAAUUAUUCCUAAUUUAUGGAUGCUGCAUGUUGGGAAUUGUGUAACUGCUGAACUACAGGGUUGAGAGGUGCUGGAGUAGCCAGUUGAUUGGUGGAGUUUUGCGGGAAGCACUUGGGUGAGUUUGCAUGAAUGUCUUUGUUUGUUUGUACAUAUUGAGGGGAGGGGGGUGACACUUCUACUUGAACCCUCUGUCCUGUGAUCUUGUGUCCAGAGCAUGACUCCGCAGGUCAUAAUCACUGCGUCAUGCUUUUGGCAGGUGUGUCACCGACGAGGCUUUAAGAAACACAAGUUAAGGGAGAGGAACCCAAGAAACAGGUCAACGUUGUCGGGGAGAGUGCUGCAAACGUUUUAGUGACUACUGUGAUGACUUUGUGUGAUCAUAUCUGAUGAUCUUGCAUUCAUGUCAGGGACAUUCUUGUGUGUGUUGUGUAAUGAAUGAUCGUGAACGAGUGCAGUGUAACUGUUCAGGGAUAAUAUUUUGUACAUAGUUUGACAUUCUCGCUGUUGCUAUGCUUAUUGUUGUUGUUAUUAUUAAUAUGAACUGCCUCCACUUUCCAUAGCAUCGUCUCCUUUCCGCUGAACCCCGGGCUUUAUAAAGUUGACACCAUUUUGUAAUUCACCUUCUCAAAAGGAGCCUCAAUAAAGAAUUGAGGUGAAAUA
Molecule: messenger RNA, 4216 nt
Organism: Cyclopterus lumpus (lumpfish)
Lineage: Eukaryota; Metazoa; Chordata; Actinopteri; Perciformes; Cyclopteridae
Gene: znf296
Product: zinc finger protein 296
Exons: 4
Coding region: 405-2537 (710 amino acids)
Biological process (GO): positive regulation of transcription by RNA polymerase II
Cellular component (GO): nucleus
Molecular function (GO): RNA polymerase II cis-regulatory region sequence-specific DNA binding; DNA-binding transcription factor activity
Source: RefSeq, a predicted model, not a curated record